This is a messenger RNA of Protobothrops mucrosquamatus (brown spotted pit viper), 438 nucleotides long. Its product is annotated as putative transcription factor Ovo-like 1. Gene Ontology annotation, biological process: regulation of transcription by RNA polymerase II; epidermal cell differentiation. Bases 16 to 438 code for a protein of 140 amino acids. The transcript is spliced from 2 exons. Gene Ontology annotation, cellular component: nucleus. NCBI's taxonomy places the organism in Eukaryota, Metazoa, Chordata, Lepidosauria, Squamata, Viperidae. The record is from RefSeq and is a predicted model, not a curated record. Gene Ontology annotation, molecular function: DNA-binding transcription factor activity, RNA polymerase II-specific; RNA polymerase II cis-regulatory region sequence-specific DNA binding.
UUCUCUUACCAGCGCAUGCUCAACCGCCACCUGAAAUGCCACAGCGAGAUCAAACGUCACCUCUGCCCCUACUGCAACAAGGGAUUUAACGACACCUUUGACCUCAAGAGACACGUUCGGACGCACACAGGUGUGCGUCCCUACAAGUGUGAGCUGUGCGACAAGGCUUUCACCCAGCGCUGUUCUCUGGAGUCCCACCUCAAAAAAAUCCACGGGGUGCAGCAGAGUUACGCCUACAAGGAGCGCCGGGCUAAACUUUACGUCUGCGAGGAUUGCGGAUCGACGGCCGACAGCCAGGAAGCGCACCUGCGUCACCUGCAGGAGCAGCACCCCGACAGCCCGCUACUCCGCAAAGCCUCGCGCAAAGUAGCCACCACGGCCCUUCACGGCAUCCUGGGCCCGGCGAGCAUCCUGCAGGGCGCCAGUCCGUGUUCCUAA